This is a messenger RNA of Mirounga angustirostris (Northern elephant seal), 7826 nucleotides long. RefSeq names its product even-skipped homeobox 1 (gene EVX1). The transcript is spliced from 4 exons. The coding region runs from base 4768 to 5988 and encodes 406 amino acids. Gene Ontology annotation, biological process: regulation of transcription by RNA polymerase II. Gene Ontology annotation, molecular function: DNA-binding transcription factor activity, RNA polymerase II-specific; RNA polymerase II cis-regulatory region sequence-specific DNA binding. The record is from RefSeq and is a predicted model, not a curated record. NCBI's taxonomy places the organism in Eukaryota, Metazoa, Chordata, Mammalia, Carnivora, Phocidae. Gene Ontology annotation, cellular component: nucleus.
UCGCGGGAGGGCGAGGCUUAGCCCGCCCAACCGGUUGGACUUCCUCGCCUGGGGGCGGUUCUCCUACCCCCACACCCGGAGACCGACUCCUCGGUUUGCAGGCCGGCGCCACCGCGUCUCCUGGACCCAGUGGUGAGAGAGGAAUGGGGUGCUGCCUGCUCCUUGGCCCGGGAACCAGGAGAGACAGACAGACGGUCAGUGAGCACGCAGAAACACUCACAGAAAGAAGCCUGCACCCGGGAGGGAACAUUUAAGGCCAUUUAGGGCUAGUUGAGUCGUAGGAGAGAGAGAGAAGGUAAGGACUCCACCCAGAUAGGGGUCCCGGCUCCCUCGGUUGGGGUUGGACCACCCUGACCGGACCGCAGUAGGCUGGUUCCCUCUUCCUGAGCAGGGGUGAGAGUGGGGAGCACCUUACUGGGGAAGGGGCAGGGCUUUCAGGCUCAUCUGGCCUUUGGGCAGUCCAGGGCUUGGAAAGGGUUUGUGCCUGGACAAAAUCUAUUAAAAAACACAAAAACUGAAAACCUGCUCAUGCCCUGUCCCUCCCCAUGGUGUACAGGACUCCCUGAUAAUAACUGGCCAACUCCCUGCACUGCCAUCCCCCUUAUCCUUGGGCCAAACCAAGCUGUGCCUUUUACAGAAGCCCCAGCCCCGCCAUUCUCUCUCCCAGCAUGCACCUCCAGGGCCUAGGUUUUGAAUGGAGGCAGGUGCAGAAUCUGAAGAAUGUGCUCAGGCCAAGAUGCAGGGUGGUGAGGCCUGGCCAUACCCUCAGGUUUUGUCUCUUGGACCACUAAAUCCUGGAGGACAGUUUGAGGAAGGCAGCUGCCUCCACAGGGAAAACACCCUGGUAAAGCCACACCCCCUAUCAAAGGGAUCUGGCAAUUGUGUCUGGGGUUUGGGGGUUGGGAUGGAGCUCUAGCAGGUAGAGGAAUCUCAGAAAUGGAAGGCUAACUUCAAUGCUUCUGUGCAUUUUUCUGAGGGAGAGGUUUGCCAGAUAUGUGAAGGGGCCAUGACUCCCAAGAGGUUAAAGCAGGCAAGGAUAACUCCUGUGAGUUUUGUCCCUGUCCAGGUAGAUGCUUAGGACCUCAGUGGACUGUUAUGGUCAUAGAGGGACUGGACUUUGUCUCUUAGGGUCUCCAGAAUCCCAUGCUGCAGUUAUCUUCCUGAUAUUUUGGAACUCACACUUGAGAACUCUUCCCCCCCACCUCCCUGCUGCUCAGGCAGGACAGUUAGGCUCUCCUACCCCAACUCCCUAAGGAUGGCACCAGCCUUCCCGCAGGUCCCUGCCUAAUCCCCACCCAGCCUCUGAUCCCUGUCUUAAAAGAGGGCAAGACCUGGAGGCCUUCUCCAGGAUACAUUUCCAAAUGGUUUGGACCAUUUUUUUUCUUUACUCUUCUUCAUGCUCAGAGUGAGUGGUCAGAGGUUAGUUGUAACCCCUACCCCCACUUCUCCCAAUCCUGGUGAAUUCAUCGGGAGUGAGGAGGAGGAGAAAAGGCCUUGGCAAAAACCACAAAUGGAGUUUUUGAAAGGAAAGACUCAGAAUGCAAUGCUUGGCAUUUUCUAGUAGCUCCAGUUGUGAGUGUGGAACUGAAGGUGGAGGGAUAAGGAUUCAGUCCUGACUCUGUCAUUUAUAUGUGAGCCUUCUCUCGGUGCUUCAGAGUACUCAGCUGCAAAAUAGGGAUUAUUUAUACUAUCUUCUUCAGGCCUGUUGUGAGGAUGGAAAGAGCUAAUAUAGCUGAAAUGAUUAGAACAGUGAUUACUCUUAUCAUGUGGGGUCCCCAGAUUUCCAGAUAGGGUUUCUCUUUGCCCUCUUGGGAAAUCAUGGAUGAAGCAGGGUGAGAACAGUCCAGGAACGUGGGCCCUGAGCCUUUUGCUUCUGAAGGCAGGUGGGCAACCUCUCUGAGAGGCCCCAGGACCCACCUAGAUCCCAGAAGGGGCAGGAGGUUUGUGGAGGAUUGCCUUAUGGAGAGUUAAGGCACUGUUGGGUGUUGAGGCAUCCCUGCAGGCCAGGGAAGGCCAGAGCCUUGGAAGGGGCACUGGUCUAGUGUCUGACAAGACCACUGGUUACCCUAUCAGUGUGAGAGAAAAGGCACUGUGGCCUGUUGAGGACUUCUAAAGGAAUGUUGUAUAGAUUAAAUGAGAAAUGGGCUUGUAAUGAAAGCAGAUUUCAGGAUAGUAAUGGUGAAGGAAAAACCCAUACCAUCUCUGCUAGGGGAAAGAGAGGUAUGCCUGGGCUUUCGUUGCUUAGAUGUUGGGGAAUUGCCCCUCCACAGGAAAAUGGACCCUUCCAGUUGGUGGCUUGAGGCAGGCGCCAGCCCUGAGCUUGAGGAGGUCCUCAGGCCUCCAGUACUGACUGCCCUGGGUCCUCUAGCUCUGGGAUGGGCAAGUGGUGGGUGUAGGAACAUGGGCUGCUCAGGCAGUUGUCUGAAGCUCAGGGUGGGAAAGCCACUGGGCUUGGGCCUAUAGGAACUUGGGGCUGACAGGUGUAGAUGCAAGAGACACUGCAGGGCUGUCUGGCUCCAAGGACCUAAGGAGCAGGGGUCAGAAAGCAUCCAGUUUCCUGUCCCAGGCUCCUGGCCCUUGGCUCUGGGAGGCACAGAGAGAAGGGGCGCUUGUCCAGAUCAGAGUUCCGCAAGCUUCAGGUUCUCCCUGCAGGAGAAAAUGUUCUGUGGUCCCCACUGCAGGCGAGCAUGCCAGGGACUCCCUCUACGGAGUGAGAGAGGGGUUGGGGGAAGUGAAUGAGGCGUGGCACUGGGAAGUCGGACCCCUGGGCGCCUGAGAUCAAGUGGAUCUUGGUCCUAGAGGGGCACACUCUGAGGUGCUUCUGCGCUUCGGGUUCCCAGAUGGGCGUUGGCAGCUGCCAGGGACAAGACAGGGACCAACCCCACAAAUCCCCUUACCCCGUGAUCCCCGCCUUGGAGACCCAGCCGCGCGGGAACUUCGAUGUCCACGUCCGAGACACGGCUUGGAAGAUAAACAAGGGCCCUAGAUUAAUAUCCACGACAGCUGGGCAACGCUUAUUGUUUAAAAGGAAGCUCCCUUUGUUCUUGCGUUUUACCUAAGUGAGAGGCAAAACCAGUUUUUUUCCUGAUCAAAAUUUUGCUGGCACCGAAGAGCCAAACCAGCUUCUGGAAACCUCUGCCCCUUCCUUUGGGCCGGGACGAGUGCUCGCCGCUCGGAGGCCCCGCAUCUGUCUGAUAUAGAUACCCAGGGCCGCAGACCACCGCACCCAAGCGGGGUCCGAAGGCCAUGGAGGCAUUCCCCACCCCCUGCCGUCGCUCUCUGGAGCGGGGUUUUCUUGGGAAGCGUAGCGGCUCCAGCGGAUCAACGCGUCUGGGGACCCAAGCCCGGCUUCCGAUUCCAUUUAACACAAGCCGCGCAUCUUAUCUCCGCGUCUCCUCCCCGGGGGUUCCCACCCAUCCCCGGCCCGGCCCAGCCCGGGCGGAAGCGGAGCCUCGAGCUUUUGAAGUCCAGAGAAUUUCAAUCCGAGAGGAGCCGGCUGGACCUAAACCCGUCUUCCCAGCGGGGGAGGGGACAGCAGGCCCGUGGUUGUGGGGGAAGGGGGUCUUCCCUGCCGAGGGAGGUGAGAAGCAGUGCGAGCCCAGGCCGGACCCCACUUAGGCUAUCACCCCCUCUCGGCUUUCAUGGGGUUUCCCAGGCCUCUGGGGGCCGCGGACUUCACUCCCUCUGCGAAUUCACCUUCCUUCUGGAACAGUGUCUUCGGGAAUAACCUUCAUGAUACACUGAUAACCAAGCUAUUAAAAUAGCCCUUCCCCCUAUAUAAAAAAAAAAAAAAGGCUAAACAGAAAUAGUGUUCUUAUUCAGUGCCCCGCCCCCCAGCCCAUUUUCUUCUUGUAAAAAAUCCGACCUCUCUUCAUCUGAUGUUGACGAAAGGAUGCUUUUGAAAGAAGUGACAUUUGGUUAAAAAUUUUUGUUUUUUCCCCCCAGUGUCAGAGGGUGCAAUAGGCCCCCAGAGACCGGGGGGCGGGGGCGGGGGGAGUUGAGGCUGCUUUGAAAGGGCGGAGGCAGAAGCCGGGAGAGGGAUGGGGCGGAGGGGGCGUCCCUGAAGCUUCAGAUCCGAAGCCCAGAGGAGGCAGCCCCCCUCCCGGAGAGGCUGAGCCCCCGCUAGAGCCUCCUUCCUCCCUGAGACGGCAAGGGAAGCCCCGCUUGGGUGGGCCGGACCCAGGAAGGAGACGCAAGUGGUACCUCUUGAUCUCUCAAUCCUACUCGGCUUUCAUCUGGCAGGGAAAACCCCAGAGGAAAAGAGGAUCAAACGCGGAGCACUCCCAUUGAAUGCAGAGCUGGGGGCGGGGCGGGCAGCCGGGAGUCCCUCUGCGAACCUGGCCCCAAGGAGCGAGGCCCACACCUGGCGCAUCACUGCCGAGCCAUUAGCUGCGGGUCUCCUUUCAUCUUCGCUGUGGCAGACGUUUCUAUUUAUCCACUUGCGCUCGCCCAGUGGCGUCACCAGCGGUACUGUAAUGACGAUUGCAGCAGGAGGAUGACAGCUUAGAAAGAAGAGGGCAAUGGGGCUUCCUCCCAGAGGCGGCGCGGCACAGAGGAGCGCUCGCAUCACAAGGUGACCCCAGCUCCCCACCGCCGCCACCGCCGUCACCGUCGACAUCGCGCUCCGGCCGCUCGGCGUCCGCCCAGUCGCCUGGUCUCUCUUUCUCCCUCCCGCAGCCAAGAUCUGUCGGACCGCUGGGGACCCGGGGAGACGGGGGCUAGGAGUCACUUGGGGCUUCCUCCCUCCCCCCUCCGGCGAGCCCCGGGAUGGAGAGCCGAAAGGACAUGGUUAUGUUUCUGGAUGCGGGUCAGCUUGGUACUCUGGUUGGCAAGAGGGUCUCCAAUUUGUCCGAAGCCGUGGGCAGCCCGCUGCCUGAGCCGCCCGAGAAGAUGGUGCCCCGUGGUUGCCUGAGCCCGCGGGCCGGCCCUCCGGGCGCCCGGGAGCGCGGCGGGGGAGGCCUGGAGGAGGAGCCGGUCGACGGACUAGCAGGCAGCGCUGCGGGGCCGGGCGCCGAGCCGCGGGCAGCCGGGGCUGCGGUGCUCGGCCCCGGACCUCCGGCCCCCUCCGCCGACAGCCUCUCGGGUCAGGGGCAACCUAGCAGCUCAGACACAGAGUCGGAUUUCUAUGAAGAAAUCGAGGUGAGCUGCACCCCGGACUGCGCCACGGGGAACGCCGAGUACCAGCACAGCAAAGGGCCCAGCUCAGAGGCACUGGCCAGCAGUCCCAGCAGCGGCAGCGAGGCCCCCAAGAGCAACAGUAACGGCAGCUCACAGGGCGCCCUGGCCUGCAGCGCCAGCGACCAGAUGCGCCGCUACCGCACAGCCUUCACCCGGGAGCAGAUUGCCCGGCUGGAGAAGGAGUUCUACAGGGAGAACUAUGUGUCCAGGCCGCGGAGAUGUGAGCUGGCCGCCGCCCUAAACCUGCCGGAAACCACCAUCAAGGUGUGGUUCCAGAACCGGCGCAUGAAGGACAAACGGCAGCGGCUGGCCAUGACGUGGCCGCACCCGGCCGACCCCGCCUUCUACACGUACAUGAUGAGCCACGCGGCGGCCGCGGGCGGCCUGCCCUACCCCUUCCCGUCGCACCUGCCCCUGCCCUACUACUCGCCGGUGGGCCUGGGCGCCGCGUCCGCCGCGUCCGCCGCCGCCUCGCCCUUCAGCGGCCCGCUGCGCCCGCUCGACACCUUCCGCGUGCUCUCGCAGCCCUACCCGCGGCCCGAACUGCUGUGCGCCUUCCGCCACCCGCCGCUCUACCCCGGCCCGGCUCACGGACUGGGCGCGGCGGCCGGCGGCCCCUGCUCCUGCCUCGCCUGCCACAGCGGCCCGGCCAACGGGCUGGCGCCCCGCGCCGCCGCCGCCGCCGCCUCGGACUUCACCUGUGCCUCCACGUCCCGCUCGGACUCCUUCCUCUCCUUCGCGCCCUCGGUGCUCAGCAAGGCCUCCUCCGUCGCGCUGGACCAGAGGGAGGAGGUGCCCCUCACCAGAUAAGGGGCCGCCCGCGGGCUGCCGGCUCCAGGACGCCCGUGGGGGGCCCCUCCCGCGGGGACUCAGCCAGCGCCCCUCCCCGCCCCCAGGGCACCGAGGGGAAAGAAGAGGGCCGAAAAGGACCGGGGGGACUCGGCCUCGCGGAUCGCGACGCCCGGGAAGCGGCCAGGGCUGGCGCGUUUGGGGAUCAGGCGUGGGGGUGGGGACGCCGAGGCUGAGAGACCUUCCUCAGGGGCGGCCCCUCUUUGCCGUUUUUCACCGGACCCAUUGCCCCUGACCGGGGUCGACGCCGUGGUUCCAAAGCCAAACAAAUCUAGUAGCAACAGCAACCGAUAUCCAGCCCCUCAGUCCCUCGUCCCACCCCCACCUCACACCCCUGCCUCAAUCGGGACCCCCCACUCCCAUCCCCAAGGCCAAGCCCAAGCACUGGAAAGGAAAUUGCUGGCUCUCUGAACAAAAUGCUGUGUAUGCAGAGCAGAUAGAGAUUAAUCUUUGCCAGCCUUUCCAAGGCAUGGCAAGGGGCUUGGUGGAUGGCAAUGCACCAGCCGUCUAUGGGGAGAGAGUGAGAGAGGUGAUUUACUGUGGCAGAGGACCCUGGCCCUCCCAUGGAACCGAGGGGCUCUCUUGCCUUCCUGGAGCCUCAGUUACACAUUUUCUGGUUCUGGCAUCUACCAACACCUGAUCUCUUUACUCUCUCCUAGCUUCCUGAUAGCUCUCAACUUGUAACUCCGUCUCUACUCCUAUUUCCAUCCCACCCCCACUUUUUGUUUAACCUUGGCAGAGAGGCUGCAGAAGCCUCAGGGCCUCUUGGCAGCUUCUACCAAGUCUCUCUUCUCCCUGGGCCCAGUACACACCCUGAUUAGCAAGUGAUGUGUGUGAAGAGGGUUUUUGAAUGUUGAAUGUAUAAUAAUGAUCACCAUGCGGUGGGCCACGGAGCCCAGAGUUGAGCUGUUAACAAGGCGCCCAGGGAAGAGCUUAGGGAGCAGGGACCUCGUCUCCCUCCCUCAGUAACUGCCAGCGAAUUAGAGGCUAUUUCAAGCCUUUGCCUGUUCACCUUCUCUUCACCAAGAGCCUUCUGGCUUUCCCUUUGCAGUUAACAUUUUACAUCCUUCUUCCUCUCAUUUUUCUCCCAAGCUACCACUGGGGCUUGGCUUUCAGAUACUAGCAGGAGCCUUUGGCCCCUUCUGGGGACCUUGUCUUUCCCCUUCACCGGAGUUUGUUUGGGAACCACUCCCAAGCUCUCACUCUCACACUCAUUCUUGCAGCCAGUUUUUGAGGGAUAGGAGAAAGUCUACUCCUCCAUAACAAGCUUCACCCUGACUGGGAGGGAGUGGUUCUUCCUGUAGGGAAUGAAUUUGGUUUGGUUUUCCUUUGAAGCCUAAAGAAUUUGCUGUUACAGUUUGUUAACCAUACUGCAAUAAAAGCUGGACAUAAUUCUCACUUAAACAUUUUAAUGUUUUGGGAAGCAGGCAGUGCAUUGACUCUUUUUGAAUUGCUAGUUCAGUCACCAUCCUAAGCUUCGUUAGAGAAGGAACCAAAAGAUGGACCCACAGAUGGUCUCCCAAUCUUGUGUUGGGCAUUAGCAGGUUCCAAAUGGAGAUUGCCCAGAAGUGGAGAACGCAGGCUCUGAGCUGCCGUGAGGUGCAUGUUUUCUUAAUUCUGUGCACAAUAGAGGCCUUCCUCUGCAAACUGGCCCACCUGGGGCUCACCCCUGCAAUGGUUUCUUCUCCAGUUGCUCCAACCCUUUGAGGAAAGGGGACCAUGGACCACUGUGGUCUCCAUGGAUCCUGCUUCCACCCCAACCCCAGGUGGAGGUGAAUGAGGCAGUAGGGGUGGAGCUC